CCAGACCUGAGGCCUGACGCGGUUUCCAUUCAAUAAUCCUGCCGCCCGGAGCGAUCGUAGCAGAUCCCGCGGGAUGACCUGAUGGUCGUCCCAACACUCCGCCAUUACGCGCAUGAGUCGACUGACCAAAGGCGCCCGGCAGGUCUGGGUCUGGCCUGAGGAUGUUAAAUCCUGGUGAGCAAUGAUGUUCGCUGCUCCCAUUCCUCCCCGUGGAACCAGCCUUCGGUGCAUCAUGGACGUUGAAGUCGCCGGAAAACCCAUACCUUCAUCAUCGUAUGAGAUGUCUGUGAUGCCAGAGCUUGGAGACAGCCAUCCGGGAACCCCCGCCACCUCCCUUUCCGCCCAGUCUUCGAUUGCGGCGCUCCGGGCGGCUGAUCCGCAGGAGGGGGCGAACGUGCAGGAGCUACCUCCGGUAGACCGUGGUUUCGGGGCGUGGAUGUUCUGCGCCUCAGCGUUCAUAACGGAGAUGAUGAUUUGGGGUUUCAGCUUCAGGUAUGGCAUAUUCCAAGAGUAUUACACAUCACACCCGCCCUUUAGCUCAGCGUCGACCGUAUCCAUCGCUGCUGUCGGCACCGUCUCCCUCGCCUUCCUCUAUGGAGAGAAUUUCUUCCUUUUCUUCUUCGUGGGCAGAUAUCCGGACUUUCUCAGGGUCUCCAUGUGGGUUGGUUUAGGGAUCUACUUUGUGUCUCUCUUCGCAUCCAGCUUCGCCACCCAGGUAUGGCAGUUAAUCCUCCUGCAAGGAGCUGGCGUCGGGAUUGGCGGCGGAAUAGUUUACCUUCCCAUCAUCAAACUCCUCCCCGAAUGGUUCUCGGAACGACGAGGCCUUGCGAGCGGUCUGAUCUUCUCAGGAACUGCUCUGGGUGGUUUCGUGUUCCCCUUGUUACUCAAUGCGCUACUUACGAAUAUUGGCCUGCGCUGGACUCUGCGACUCUGGGCUAUCGGAACCACCGUUUUAUGCGGAAUCGCUAUGCUCGGCAUGCGGAGUCGACUUCCUGUUCCCAAGUAUAGUGCCGUGCAUCGCCGACCAAAGCUGCUCCCCGGUAGGGUCGACUUCCUGCGAAGUACCCUCUUCUGGAGCGUCGCUAUCACUAAUAUGCUCCAAGGUCUUUCCUACUUUCCUGUUUCGUUGUAUAUCGCCACCUUCACCAAGGGUCUUUCGAACCAGUUGACGGCGACCUCCAUCCUCUCCUUGUUCAACGUUUCAGCUGUAGUUGGUCAGAUCACUAUCGGCCACCUCAGCGAUAGGUUCCCCUACCCGAUGAUAAUGCUAUUCAGCGCUGUUGGCAGCGGUCUUGGCGCCUUCUUGCUAUGGGGCUUUGCCGACAAGGUCGUUUACCUUUACUUCUUCGCAUUUAUAUUCGGGAGUCUGAGCGGAGGUUUCUCGUCGACCUGGACGAACUCAGCCGCAGAGUGUGCCGGGAGCAAACCCGAGUUCAUUGGGCUGGCCUUCUGCGGGGUAUCCUUCGUGAAGGGUAUCUCCGCCGUCAUUGGACCCGUUAUCUCCGGCUUCCUCCUGCAAGCUGGCAAAGGAUCAACGAUGGGCCAUGGGUUUGGACGUUUUGGAUAUGGUGCCGUUGAAAUUUUCGUCGGUUCCUGCGCUUUCGCAUGUGGUGUCGGGAGCAUUGUCAUUGCACUUGCGAGGAAGCAGCGCGUAGAGAUUCUAGCCCCUGUUUUCUGAUCUCCGAGUCGUAUCUGUCUGGAUUGCACAAAAGGGUAGCGAUGCUUUAGAUUCAAGCUAGGGUAGUAUCUGUCGUACUUGUAGGGUUUUGCUUAUC
This is a messenger RNA of Dichomitus squalens LYAD-421 SS1, 1775 nucleotides long. RefSeq names its product MFS general substrate transporter. NCBI's taxonomy places the organism in Eukaryota, Fungi, Basidiomycota, Agaricomycetes, Polyporales, Polyporaceae. The transcript is spliced from 9 exons. Gene Ontology annotation, cellular component: fungal-type vacuole membrane. Bases 182 to 1678 code for a protein of 498 amino acids. Gene Ontology annotation, biological process: transmembrane transport. The record is from RefSeq and is a predicted model, not a curated record. Gene Ontology annotation, molecular function: transmembrane transporter activity.